Messenger RNA from Podospora bellae-mahoneyi, 294 nucleotides. RefSeq lists its product as uncharacterized. The transcript has 2 exons. The record is from RefSeq and is a predicted model, not a curated record. The coding region runs from base 1 to 294 and encodes 97 amino acids. NCBI's taxonomy places the organism in Eukaryota, Fungi, Ascomycota, Sordariomycetes, Sordariales, Podosporaceae.
AUGUGUACUGACCCCCGUGGCAAGCCCAUCAACCCAUCAACGCAGCAGUGGCAAGCCUCGCUCUACCGGCAACAUCGGUCUAUCGUGCCAGAGCAGCACAUCCUUUUAACCUACGAGCACGUCACACUAAACCACUCUACCGCCCGCUCUCUUCACCAGCAAGCCCGCCCUUCUUCCUUGAAGCGAAAUAUCAAGUCCCUAACCAUUUUCACCUCCACUCACCCCGGAUUCGACGUGCUACCGACCGGACCAUCCGUCAUCCGUUAUCCGUCGGCCUUUGUCCGACCCCGAUAG